Molecule: messenger RNA, 4173 nt
Organism: Astyanax mexicanus (Mexican tetra)
Lineage: Eukaryota; Metazoa; Chordata; Actinopteri; Characiformes; Acestrorhamphidae
Gene: zyx
Product: zyxin
Exons: 10
Coding region: 340-2196 (618 amino acids)
Biological process (GO): transforming growth factor beta receptor signaling pathway; integrin-mediated signaling pathway
Source: RefSeq, a predicted model, not a curated record
GGAACCGGAAGUGAGGGUACAUUUCUGGGGGAAAACUUCCCACAGCAACAUUUCCAGGUGGAGAAAAACCUUCAAACAGCGGCCAAGAGAACACAAUGAAGAGAAACGAGCUGGAUAAAUGACUAAUCAGACCCCGGACUGUACUGGUGCGGUGAUAUCAGGUCACUAAGGGAGGGGUUAGCGCGGCAGACAGGCGUUAAAACCAGGCGAAGGAGCUGAACCUGGUCCCCGUGGUGCUGCUGCUCGACUUUAGACGGUUUACUGAUCUAACCUAACCUACCUACUAACUGUGAAACUACUACUGUGAUACACUCCGCCGCUGCUCCGAUCAGCAUCAAGAUGGAGAACUCCAAUGGUGGUAAGCCCUUUGUGGUCACCUCCUCCCUAUCUUUCAAUGUCUCGACCCCUUCCUUCUACAAUCAACCAAAAAAGUUUGCCUCGGUAGCGCCUCCAAAGCCCAAAGGACCUAACCAGUCACAGCCUCCAGCCUUCUCGUCAUCAAUUGCAAGCACAGGUGUGAUUGGUCGGGUGGGAGAGAUGCCGCCGCCCCCUUCGUCCAUUGAUGACUUUCCACCCCCUCCUCCGCCACUGGACGAUCUGCCUGCACCUCCCCCAGAAUGCCAGACCACACCCCCUGCACCUGAUGCCCCUCCUCCUACAUUUCCUGCCCCUCCCCCAGUUGCAGAUGAUUUGCCGCUUCCAGCACCUCCAGAAGAGAUCAGCUUUGUCGCCUCAAAUACCUGUCCUGCUCCACCUCCACCCCCUCCCCCUCCCCCUCCUGCACCUCCACUCCCCGGGCCUGGCACAGGCACCACCUAUCAGAGACCGCUGGAGAAGCAGACUAGCUUUGACAGACAGCUGGACUCUCUAACUGAUAUGUUAUCAGAAAUGGAAACCAGAAAACCGUUCAAUCCAAAGCCCAGUCAGCUGUCAUCAGCACCAGCCCCAAAGCCACCGCCCACAGCCCCCAAACCUGCACUGUCCUUCCUGCCCCCACCGGAGCUGCAGGACCGCCCUCCACCGGCCCCCUGGGCUGAGGAGCUGCGUGCCAGGACCACCCUCCGACAGACAGGUCCAAGUCCUGCGUCUGCUCCAGCCCCCUCCUCACAGCCGCUGGCUAAAGGCUCUGCAGCCGCGCCUAAAUCUACCUUCUCUCCCAGCCAGCCCACUUCCAAUUUCAGCCCCAAACCCGGAAAUGUUGCAACAUCUGCAGGUACAAGAGGGAUUAACAGUGUCUCCUCCCAUGCCUCAUUCCCUCCGCCUCCUGCUGCACCUCCUGCUGCGCCUCCUGCUCCUCCUGCUGCACCUCCAGCAAGUGUUCCCGCUCCUACCCCUGUUUUCAGUCAUUCAAAACCUGCUCCAGUUGUCAGCCAGGAAAAAUGGAAUCCACCCCCUCCAGCUGCCCCACAGCCCAAGCCAGCUUCAUCACCCAUCUCAUCAUACAGCAAACCAAUAGGCAACCCAUCUGCACCCAAAGUGACUCCUGGUGCAGGUGCGCCCCCUGGUGGUGUUCCUCUCUCAAUGAGAGAAGUUGAGGAGCUAGAAAGAAUGACCAAGGACUUCAUUAAAGACAUGGACAAAAAGGGUCCAGUUAUCACCUCUGCACCAACAGAGGUGUGUGGUAAGUGUAAAGAGGGUCUAUCCAGAUCCCAGCCUGCAGUCAGAGCCAUGGACAAACUUUUCCACUCUCACUGUUUCUGCUGCGUGACCUGCCAGCGCCCCCUGCAGGGCAUGCAGUUCUAUGACCGUGAUGGAACGCCUGAGUGUGAGGAGUGUUAUGUGCAUUCUCUGGCGAUUUGUUCCCGCUGUGGGGAGAGGAUCACAGAUCGUGUGUUGAAAGCGGUGGGCCAGUGUUUCCAUGCCCACUGUUUCCGCUGCACUGCCUGUAAAUGCACACUGGAGGGUGCUCCAUUCAUCACAGAUGACGAUAACAACCCAUUCUGUGUUCCUGAUUAUCACCGACGUUUCUCUCCUCUGUGUGUGAGCUGCAAUGAGCCAAUUGUCCCUGACCCUGGAAGUGAAGAAACAGUCAGAGUUGUUGCUUUGGAGAAGAACUUUCACCUUAAGUGCUACCGAUGUGAGGAUUGUGCCCGCCCUCUGUCCAUAGAGGCAGAUGCUGAUGGCUGUUACCCACUGGAUGGAAAAAUUCUGUGCAUGAAGUGCCACACGAAGCGUGCCAAGCAGGCCAUGCACUGAUCAGUGGAGACCAUUGUCAUUUGUGCUGAAACCAAAUCUAAGAUACACAAGUUUGACUACGCUUGGAUUAUGUGGUUGCCACAUUGUUUCAUGCGUGUUUUGUAACUCUCUUGUCUUGCCUUGCCUUCUCCUGUAGCUCUGUUGUUGUUUGCUCGUUUUUUUCCCCUCUGUCCCUGUUUUCAGCUACGUAAUCAAACACAGGGAAUAAUUAAUUACGUUAUCAGCUCUGUUACUCGUUUUAUGCAUGGCCUUUAGAUUCAACCCUUUUCGCCUUUCACCAGCUCAUAUUUUCUCAAAGAUUUUCUGCAAAAUCAUAAGCACUCCACUUCAGCACACGGUUGAGUUUUGAAUAUAUGACACUGAUUUUAUUAUGUGAGAGUAAUAAAAGGCGUGACGUUAGGGUUUGAUAUGGAUUUGGACCUGUCUAUGACGAUAGCUUCAUUGGCUGGUUCGGUGCAGAGGUAAUGUACUGUACUGAAGCCCCAGCCUAGCUGUCUGCCUUCAUCAAUGCCUUCAUCCAUUCCCAGCGUGCCUCAGCACAUAAAAAAUUGCAACUCUCAUUAGAAGCCUUUAACCUUAGCCUUUUGAACAAAAGACAUUGAGCAGAGUUAGUAUUGCCUACAGAUGAUAUUUACAAUGAAAUAGUAAAUCAUUCAAACUGUGUCAAGUAGUAAUUGCGUCAUUUGACAAAUGCUUUUAGCAAAUAUACUUAACAAGCAAAUAAUAGAUGCAUGCUGCAAAGACUGGCAGCGGAGGAAGAAAAAAAAAUAGGGUGUGGGCAAAUCAUUGUUUAACGUGCAUGCAUCAACUAUUGAACAUAAUGAUAUUGAAAUAUUGAAGAUAAUGAUGAUCAAAUACUUAACAAAGCACACAAACUGGUAAACCGAUCUGUUCACUAAUGUAAUGCCUAGUAUCAGAUUAAAUUAAAGUAUUGCAAUGCCUUGCACUGAGCUGACUGCAACUUGCAAGUUUUCCUGACCUUGUAUAUUCCGUGUGUAAUAAAAAAAAGACUCCUAUUGACAUGGAAUAUCCAACAGAAAGGUGUAUGAUCAUUGCUCGGUUACAUUAUGACGUAUGUCCCAUAUUUUUAAGGUUUUUCAUUGCUACACAGAUCACCAGACAUGCAAGGCCAAUUUAGGAAAAUGUUACAGCUUUUAAAAACACUAUUAUAUGGUUAAAAUAUGGUUACGGUUAGAAUUUUUGCACAAAAGCCUUAAAGGACUCAGUAGCUGCAGUUAGACAAUAAUAAACUCAUCUCUCUCUCAAGCACCUGUUAGCAAAAACUCCUGAUAUGCUAUCCUAAAGUUCUAGUCACCUCUAAAAAGGAACUUUAAAAAGUUCUGAGUAUUCUGUGGAAAAUGCUUAGAAUCUAAGUAGAUAACAUUCCCUGAAAAUGCAUUUUAUACCCACUGCCUUCCUCACUUUUUAUUUUAUAAUAUUUAUGUUUUCAUGUAUUUUUCUAGAAUUGUUCAUGAAUGUUCCGCACAGUAUUGCUCUGUUUCUAGACUGGUUUUCUGAAAUGACUCUACAGCAGGUUAGAAUUUAUGGGCAGUCUCUCGCUGCCUCUCAUUAUUUUUCAUUUGUAAAACACUCCUUCUACCCAAAAUGUCCUGGUCAGUGUUUACUUUCCUAUAAUUCCUGAUGCAUUUAAAAAUGAAUGCUCCCAUUCCCAAAAAAAGUCAUGACCAAAUAAAUGUAUUGCCAUAUAUUUAAUUCCAUUAAUCACAUUUUCUCCCAGACAUGAACAAAUUUGUUUUACUGCAGUUUACAGUAUAUGACGGACACCUAUUUUAUUUUUCUUUGACUUUCUUUCAUUUACUACAUAUAUACCUACAAAUUCUUUUUUUAUUUUUGCAUAAUGAACAUUUAAAUUUCUUUUCAAUAUGUGAAUGUGUGUAUGUUUACGGUCUGAUGUAUGUCAACGUGUUGUUUUUGCAAUCAAACUCAUUUGUACUGUAUUAUAAAAUAAAAAAAAUU